AGACACAGUUUUUCUGUGUAGUUUUGGCUGUCCUGGAACUUGCUUUGUUGACCAGGCUGGCCUCAAACUCACUGAGAUCUGCCUCUGCCUCCCAAAUACUGAGAUAAACGGUGUACCGCCACCCCAAGGCUUCACUGAGCUGUCUCCUGUUCUGCAGAUCAGCCUUGGUUUUUCAAGACAAGGUUUCUCUGUAGCUUUGGUUCCUGUCCUGGAACUAGCUCUUGUAGACCAGGCUGGCCUCGAACUCACAACGAUCUGCCUGCCUCUGCCUUGCGAGUGUUGAGAUUAAAAGCAAAGGCCAGCUGGAAUCUUCAUUUUAAUAUUAAAGGAGUGAUGGGGUCAAGCAUUGGGCAGGCAAAGCAAAGUCAGUUUGUAUGGCAUCCAAAGUCUGGCAAGAGAUACAAUGACCUACUCUAGUAAGGAGUGGAAAGCUUCUGGGUCCAUGUGGGCUGUAUGGAGUAAAACUAUGAGCUUCGGGCUCAGCCUAACCUGACCUACCAUCAUUACGUGGCCUUGGAUAAAUCAGUUCAUCUUUGUCAGCUUCAGGUUUUCCAUUAGGUUUAAUAGUGCCUACCUCAUAGGGUAGUGUCAACAAUUACAUGAUGCAAAUAAAAUGCUUAAUAUGAGACUGGAGAGGAAGUCAGUAAAGUGCUUGCUUCACAAACAUCAGGAGGCCCUGGGUUUGAUCUCCAGAGCCCACGUUUUAAAAAGUUCAGUAGCUGGUAGUGGUGGCGCAGGCAUUUAAUCCCAGUAUUUAGGAGACAGAGGCAGGCGAAUCAGGGUCAGCCUCAUCUACAUGGUGAGUUUCUGGACAGCCCGAGGCACGAGAUAUAGAGAGACCCUAUCCUGUAAAAAGGUCAGUGAGUCCCUGUAAUCCUGCCUCUGGGAAAUGGACACAGUAGGAUCCUUGGAGCUCACUGGUCAGCCAGUCUAUCCUACUUGGUGAGCUCCAGGCCCUCAACAGCAAACAAACAAAACCCUCAGAGGUUUGAUUCCUGAGGAACCAUGCAGGUUGCCCCUCUACACACAUACUGCUUAUUAUGGCAGGGUCUAGUGAGAUAAACCUGUAAUCCCAGCUACUUGAGAGUCUGAUUCAGAAGGAUUGCAGCACUUUAGGCUACAGAUGAGUUUAAGGCGAGCCUGGUCCACUUAGGGAAAACCCUGUCCCAAAAUACCAUGUGUAAGGUUCUAGAUUCAAUCUUCAGUAUCAAAUACUCAAAACAACAUUAAAAUAGUGUUUUUUUUUAAACUUAUUUACUCUUAUUUCCUACACAAUAUCCUACUUGCAUGUAUGUGUGGAUCUCUUGGAACUGGAGUUUCAGACACCUGUGACCAGCCAUGAGGAUGCUGGGAAUUGAACCCUUGGGUCUUCUGGAAGAGCAGCCAAUAUUCUUAACCACUGAGCCAUCUCUCCAGGCCCUCAAGAUUUAUUUUUAAUAAUUUAAUGUGUUUUGUGUUUUACCUACACAGAUGCCUGCAUCACAUGCCAGCAAUGCCAUAGAAGGACAAAAGAGAGUGUUGCAGCACCUGGAACUAGAAUUACAGAUGUUGUGAGCAGCCACAUGGGUGCUAGGAAUCUAUCCCAGGUCCUCUGGAAGAGAGUCAGGGCUCUUAACCGCUGAGCCAUCUCAAGCCCUACCAAAAUACAAAAUAGUAUUGUAUUUAGGGCUGGAGUGAUAGCUCAGUGGUUAAGAGCACUGAUUGUUCUUCCAGAGGUCCUGAGUUCAGUUUCAAGCAACCACAUCAAGUGGCUCAUAGCUCUCUCCAAUGGGAUCUUAUGCCCUCUUCUGGAUUAAAGGUGUACAUGCAGAUAGCACACUCAUACAUAAAAUAAAUAAAGUGUUUAAAAAAAUAAAUAGUAUUGUAUUUGACGUAUAGUAAGUGUGAAAUUCAGAACAAAAAGUUUUGUUAUUCCUAUUUCUAGCAAAACCAGACAGCUCGUAGGUGAUAGGCCUCUCUUUGAAACUGAGUAUUGCUUAUCUCCCAUGGGUAUAUGCUCUGAAGCUAUUUAUGAAAAUGUUAAAAUGUUUAGCUUAGUGUUUGUCAUGUGCUCAGUAUUGUCUCUUCCCAGGAAAGCAGACAGCCUCCAGGGCUUGAGAAACUGCUGGUCCCUCCUUACUGAGAAGAGCACAGGAUACUGAAGAAUACCGCUGACUCUCAGCAGGCUGCCAUUUGCCUCCAGCAGCACCGGACUACAAUCUUACAGCUCUGGAUUUCUUCUCCUUGCUCUAAGAUAAAGGCCAUGUCACCUCCUGGAAAAGGUCCCCGGAAAGAGAACCUGGGGCUCCAGUGUGAAUGGGGGUCCUGCUCCUUUGUAUGUUCGGCCAUGGAGGAGUUCUUCAAGCAUGUCACUCAGCACCUGCAGGAACACGUGCAUGGCUCCAAGGAGGAGGAAGAAGAGGACCCACUUGAAGAAGAAUUCUCCUGCUUGUGGCAGGAGUGUGGCUUUUGCUCUCUGGACAAUUCUGCUGACCUCAUUCGCCAUGUCUACUUCCACUGCUAUCACACCAAGCUGAAACAGUGGGGGCUGCAAGCCUUGCAAAGCCAAGCUGACCUCAGCCCCUGCAUCCUGGACUUCCAGAGCCGGAACGUCAUCCCUGACAUCCCUGACCAUUUCCUGUGUCUAUGGGAACAUUGCGAGAGUACCUUCGACAAUCCCGAGUGGUUCUAUCGGCACGUGGAUGCGCACAGCCUGUGCUGUGAAUACCAAGCUGUCAGCAAGGACAACCAUGUGGUGCUGUGUGGCUGGAAAGACUGUACCUGUACCUUCAAAGACCGCUGCAAACUUCGAGAACACCUCCGCAGCCAUACCCAGGAGAAGGUGGUGGCCUGUCCCACCUGUGGGGGCAUGUUUGCCAACAACACCAAGUUCUUAGAUCACAUCCGUCGCCAGACCUCGCUGGAUCAGCAGCGUUUCCAGUGCUCUCACUGUUCUAAGAGGUUUGCCACAGAGAGGCUGUUGCGUGACCACAUGCGGAAUCAUGUGAAUCACUAUAAAUGCCCUUUGUGUGACAUGACCUGCCCAUUGCCUUCCUCCCUCCGAAAUCACAUGCGCUUUCGACACAGUGACGACCGGCCCUUUAAAUGUGAUUGUUGUGACUACAGUUGCAAGAAUUUGAUUGACCUCCGGAAGCACCUGGAUACCCACAGCAAGGAGUCAGCCUACAGGUGUGAGUUCGAGAACUGCAGCUUCAGUGCUCGCUCUCUCAGCUCCAUCAAGUCCCAUCACCGCAAAGUUCAUGAAGGAGACUCAGAGCCAAGGUACAAAUGUCAUGUCUGUGACAAAUGCUUCACACGUGGCAACAACCUCACUGUGCACCUUCGCAAGAAGCACCAGUUCAAGUGGCCAUCGGGACACCCUCGUUUUCGGUACAAGGAGCAUGAAGAUGGCUACAUGCGACUGCAGCUGGUUCGCUAUGAGAGUGUGGAGCUCACACAGCAGCUCCUCCAGCAGCUCCAAGAAGGAUCAGAUCCGGGAGUGGCACUGAAUGAAAGCAGCCUGCAGGGCAUUGUUCUAGAAACAGUACUGGGGGGGGCAGGACCUGUGGAAGAGAUGGAAGAGGAAGAUAGGGCUGAGGGGACAGCCAUCUCAGCUUCUCAGGACAACUCCAGUUCUGCUGUCCAUAUGGAUGGUCAGACAGACAGCCAAGGCCAGCGAGAAAUUGUCUACUAUGUGCUGUCUGAAGCCCCAGGAGAGCCCCCUCCAGUCUCUGAGCUACCCUCGAGAGAGAUGGAAAAGCUUCAAGGAGUACCUGAGAAGCCGGAGGUCCAGAUGGUGUGAGGCUGCUGAGCCUGACCUUCUUUAGACCUUGGAGUUUGAGCCAGCCAGCAUUGCCCCUGGUGGGCAGCCUUUGUUUUUGGAUGCCUUUAGAAGUGGUGCUGAGAAUAGUAUGUUCCAGUCUGACUCAGGCAGCGUCAUUCUGUGGACUCUGAGUAAUUCCUCCCCUCCCCUCUCCACACUGUUGUUUGUGGGGAACCUGAGGAGUAGGAUUCAUUGAAGAAAUUCUACAUGUGUGUUCUCAUUAGUCGUGCUAGAUGCAGUGAGUAAAUGUUUAGUUCACAUCGGUUCCUGUCUUUAGGGGUCCAUUGGCCCAGGGAUGAUGAGCGACUGUUCCUUCUGAGAGCCAUUUCCUCACUAUAAAUUACGCCUUGAGAGGCCAGGUGGUGGUGGCGCACACCUUUACUCCCAGAGGCAGGUGGAUCUCUGUGAGUUCAAGGCCAGCCUGGUCUGCAGAGUGAGUUCCAGGACAGGUAGAUAGGCUCCAAAGCUACAGAAAAACCCUGUCUCGAAACUGCCACCCCCCCUCCCCCAAGAAAAGUUAAGUUACGUGUUGAGAACCAGGUGUCAUUUCUCUCAAGGUUUCCUUUUACAUUCCAGGAACACUGGUGAUUAUCUUAAGGGGCAGGAUUGGAGACUGUAUGUAUGACAGUUGUUUUUGGUAAUAAAAAACCACUUGGGCUGUUACUUAUUUCUCAAAUUUGGUGGCAGUUUCCUAGGUAACAGAUAUAGUUGUCUAGAAGUGGGGCUGAAUAACUAGGCUUACCCCUUUAGAGACCAGGGUGGUUUCUUUAACUCUCAUGUACCCGUUUGGAGUUUGUCCAUUGCUUCCAGAGCUCUACCAGCUUUGUGGUUGGAGGCCCAGUACUUGUCCAUGGUAUAAUGCUAGCAGCAUUACAGAAUGGAUAUGAAUGGCCCUGGGACUGCACCCUUAGUCCUAGUUAGAACCCUGUGCCUCUAGGGCAGGCUGGGAUUCUGGAACUGCAAAGGCUCUGAAGUAGAGGUAGGUUGGGAGGUCACCCAGAGACUGCCAAGUACUCAGGAGCCAGGAGUCAAGCUAGAAAACUGUGUCUACAUUUUCCUAGAGAGUGGAUCUAUUUUCAUUGGAUUAAAAAAGUUCUUAUGAAUAUUA
Messenger RNA from Alexandromys fortis (reed vole), 4910 nucleotides. It is a transcript of the gene Hinfp, whose product is annotated as histone H4 transcription factor. NCBI's taxonomy places the organism in Eukaryota, Metazoa, Chordata, Mammalia, Rodentia, Cricetidae. The record is from RefSeq and is a predicted model, not a curated record. Bases 2243 to 3781 code for a protein of 512 amino acids. The transcript has 9 exons.